Molecule: messenger RNA, 1972 nt
Organism: Haliotis rubra (blacklip abalone)
Lineage: Eukaryota; Metazoa; Mollusca; Gastropoda; Lepetellida; Haliotidae
Product: gamma-aminobutyric acid receptor alpha-like
Exons: 10
Coding region: 449-1735 (428 amino acids)
Biological process (GO): regulation of membrane potential; chemical synaptic transmission; nervous system process
Cellular component (GO): neuron projection; synapse; membrane
Molecular function (GO): extracellular ligand-gated monoatomic ion channel activity; GABA-A receptor activity; neurotransmitter receptor activity
Source: RefSeq, a predicted model, not a curated record
UUCAGAACCAACGCUACGUCAACCCGGCAUACACCUGCUCUCUAAUACAACACACGCUGCCUGUAAUCCACACAAGGAGGCAUCGAAAGUGGUCAAUACAAGAAGCCACCGACUGAUGCACGUGGUCUGUCUAUGACCCUGACACAGGAACAGUAACAAAACUCCUUUCACAGGGGUUGACAGGGCAGAUAUUUGCUGUACGUAAUAAGCGAAAUGACUACAAUGACCGCAGGCGAGGCCCAGUAGUGCUGGGAGUUAAUAAUGAAUUCACUGCCGGCUAAACUGUAAAGCGGCAGGAUAGUGAGUGGAUCACAGAGAAUGUGGGAACGGAUCGGUUCACGCGUCCGACUUCACGGGCUAGGAUUACAGACUAAUUAACGAUCACUGGAUUGGUCUUAGAUGAAGAAUGUUUUAAAUACUGGAGGAAAUCGAUGCAAGUAUAGACGUCAUGGAGAGUUUAUUUACGAUUUCUAUUUUAAUACUGAAGGUGACGGUGUCCGCCGCCUGGAACUAUGGGGGAGGUAUGAACAUGACGACACUGCUCGACAGUCUGCUGGAUGAUUAUGACAGACGACUGAGACCGGGCUUCGGAGGUCCUCCUCUCGUCGUAAAGACAGACAUGCUGGUUCGAUCCAUGGGUCCGAUGUCAGAGAAGGAUAUGAUCUACUCGAUGGACUGCUACUUCCGACAGUUCUGGCAGGACGCUCGCCUGGCCUUUAACGCAACCAUGCAGGGCAUUUCGGAGCUCUCUCUCAGUAGCAGGAUGCUGGAGAGGAUAUGGUACCCUGACACAUUCUUCCUGAACGGCGGCAGAUCAUAUCUCCAUUCCAUUACCUCACCAAACACGUUCUUCAGACUGCAGAGUGACGGCAAUAUUUAUUUCUCGCAAAGAUUGACAAUAAAGGCCCAUUGCCGGAUGGACUUGGAAUCGUUCCCAAUGGAUACUCAGAAAUGUCCUCUUAGAGUUGGAAGUUUUGGCUAUUCACACGAUGACGUCAUAUAUAUCUGGCGCUAUGGCAACAUGAAGGCGAUAUCUAUAUACCCGGAUGUAACAAUGUCACAAUUUGAUAUCGUUGGUCUUCCUGCAAACAACGCUUCCAAAUAUCUGAAAGGAGCUGUACACUCCAUCCUGACGGUGUUCUUCCACAUGAGACGUCACACCGGGUACUUCCUCAUCCAGGUGUACGUGCCCUGCUGCCUCUUGGUCGUACUGUCCUGGGUCUCCUUCUGGAUCAACAGGGAGGCCACAUCCGACAGAAUCGCUCUCGGCACGACCACCAUACUGACCAUGACCUUCCUUGCCCUGGAGAACCGCGACGACCUUCCCCACGUGGCGUACUACACGGCACUGGACAUCUACGUCGUCAUGUGCUUCCUGUUUGUCAUGGCGUCCAUUGUCCAGUUUGCCGCUGUCCACUAUUUUACAAAAUACAGUACCGACGACAGGGAGAUGUUGAGUGACGACAGCGAGGGAGAGCUUGAAGAGAGUUAUCUCCCUUCUUCCACAACAGCUGGCGGUGUAUUCACAGAAGGCGGCUGCAACAGGUGUUUACAAUGCCUUACAAAAUGGGGCAAGUGUAUUCUCGACAAGAGGAACAGAAAGUUUAACAAGCAUGUUCGGAAUGCACUCGGACUGAAUAGUGUCAGUAAAAUAGACAAAGUGGCCAGAUUUCUUUUUCCUGCAGCGUUCAUCGCCAUCAAUAUUUUCUAUUGGGUAACCUAUCUACCGGCGUGAAGUUUCAAGUCUCAAGUAAGGAUUUGGAGUGUCGAGUGCAGCCUUCUGACGUCAUUCUGGGGACAAAUCAAGUGCACGACGAAAUGUGAAAUUAUGUUCUGACGUUCUUAUACUUCCUUUUGUAUAUAAGUGUGUCCAAUUACCGAAACAAGGAAACUGUCCAACAAUUUGUAAUGUUCUUGCAUUAUAUAUUGUGAAAUAGAAAACGCUUGUGAGAAGUACAGCAGUUAUAAUGGA